AUGUCUGGAUAUCACUCGAGUGGCCUUGGGUCGUUGUUUGAUCAACACGACCAAACUGGUGGCUUCCAGGCUGACCACAGUACACCUCGUACUUCCUUAACAGCAACAGCGGCUUCCUCAACGGCACGACAACACACUACGUCAUCUUAUGAAGAAGAGGAAGAGGAUGACCUAGAUGAUACAACCGAAACUGGACCGCUUCUACAUCAGGCUCCCUCCCGACCAGGUGGUCACAUCGCGAUAGAUUUGGGAGAAGACUUAGUUGGCGGUCGUAUUCCACAGCGAACACCGGCUGAAUACAAAACAAUUACGAGAGAGUUAGUAAACGGGAAUCUUAUUCUCGACGUACCAGUCCCAACUCAAGUCUCCCAAUAUUCGUCUUUGACCGGUCAACACGAGUUCGACUACAUGCGUUAUUCUGCCGCGACCUGUGACCCAGAUGACUUCAAGAAGUCUGGGUUCAGUCUUCGUCAGCAGCUAUACGAUCCCCCGCGCGUAACGGAACUAUUUAUCGUCAUCACCAUGUACAAUGAGGACCAGGAACUCUUGUAUCGCACUCUGCAUGGCGUCUUCCAAAACAUCACGAACCUGAACAAGCGCAAGGACGCUACAUGGGACGACGAGAGUUGGAAAAAGGUGGUUGUCUGCAUCGUUAGCGAUGGGCGUUUCAAAGCCAACGUGGGAUCUCUCUGCGCAAUUGCCGCACUGGGCGCAUAUCAGAGCGCCGUUCCUGUCACUACUGUGAACGACGAGAACGUCGUUGCGCACAUCUUUGAGUACUCGACCCAGGUUCCUAUUUCGGUCAUCGCACCAACGUCCACGCGCGACGAUGAAAAGGGCGUGCCCCCCAUACAAAUUAUCUUCUGCCUCAAGGAGCAAAAUCAGAAGAAGAUCAACUCGCACCGCUGGUUCUUCAAUGCCUUUGGCCCCAUUCUGCUUCCCGAGGUCUGCGUCCUGCUCGACGUUGGGACGAUGCCCGGCCCUACGUCGAUCUAUCAUCUCUGGAAGGCGUUUGACAUGAACCCAGGCGUCGCCGGUGCGUGUGGUGAGAUUGUUGCAAUGAAGGGCACGUAUGGAGAAAAUCUGGUGAACCCUCUGGUCGCUGCCCAGAACUUUGAAUACAAGAUGGCGAAUAUCCUGGACAAGCCGCUCGAAUCUGUGCUCGGUUAUAUUACUGUGCUCCCUGGCGCUUUCAGUGCCUAUCGAUACACAGCCCUUCAGAACGAUGAGCUAGGUGAAGGCCCGUUACAGAAAUAUUUUAUGGGGGAUCUCCAGGCGGGUCAGACGACCGACAUCUUUACAGCGAAUAUGUAUCUUGCAGAAGAUCGAGUAUUGUGCUGGGAGCUGGUUUCAAAACGCAAGAGCGCAUACAUUCUACACUACGUCAAGUCAGCCUACGCAGAGACAGACCUGCCAGAAUUUAUCUCGCAGCGACGAAGAUGGCUAAAUGGUUCAUUCUUCGCUGCAGUCCACAGUAUCUGGCAUUUCAACUACAUUUACCGCUCGACUCAUACAUUUGCGCGGAAGUUCUGGAUACACGUUGAGAUGGCGUAUCAGCUGUAUAACUUACUCUUCUCCUGGUUCGCUUUGGGUAAUUACUACAUUGCCUUCGUCAUCCUGAGCACGUCUCUAGAAUUCCUCGCUCCCAGCAUUGGGUCCUUCAACGUCUUCCUGAAAUACGUGUAUAUUGGGCUGCUGAUCAUGUCCUUCCUGCUCGCGCUCGGCAAUAAGCCCCAGGCAUCGAGGUGGAUGUAUAUGAUCGCGUUCCUCGGAUUUGGAUGUCUCACGAUGGCAUCGUUUAUUGUGGCAUAUCAAGGUCUGAAGUUCGAUGGAACAGAUGAUGGGCCGCUCAUCGUCCGCAUCUUCACAAAUUCCGUCGCUAGAGACAUUGUGAUUUCACUACUAUCAACGUACGGGUUGUACAUAAUCUCAUCGUUGAUUGCGCUUGAUCCUUGGCAUAUGGUCACGUCUUUUGUGCAGUAUCUUCUCAUCGCCCCGUCCUACAUCAUGAUCCUGAAUGUUUAUGCAUUUGCCAAUAUUCAUGACAUCUCCUGGGGAACGAAGACGGAAGUCGUAGACAAGGAUCCUAAUCAAGCUGUCCCGGGAAAAAACAAGAAUGAAGUCAAGCUCAGGCUGCCAACAGAAAAAGAAGAACUAGACAGAGCAUAUGACGAUGCGAUAUUUGUGUUGAAAGCGAAGCCCAUAGUGGUGGACCAAAAGCCAGACCCAACUCACUCUGAGGACUUCUUCAAGACCAUCAGGACGAACGUGUUACUAGCUUGGGUAUUGAGCAAUGCGCUGCUGGCUUCGACGAUUUCCUCAAAGAUUCCAACGGUCGAGUCGGUACAAUUGGGCACCGACAAAAACUCUAGCGGAUACUUCACCUUCAUCCUCUACUCAAUUGCUAUGCUUGCUCUAAUUCGAUUCAUCGGUUCGUCGAUGUACAUGUUCGUGUGGAUGUUUGGAAAUACCGCGAUAGAAUUCCUUUCAUCCGCUCGUGCUUGA
Fibroporia radiculosa is the source of this 2505-nucleotide messenger RNA. RefSeq lists its product as uncharacterized. Gene Ontology annotation, molecular function: chitin synthase activity. Bases 1 to 2505 code for a protein of 834 amino acids. The record is from RefSeq and is a predicted model, not a curated record. Gene Ontology annotation, cellular component: cell septum; cell periphery. NCBI's taxonomy places the organism in Eukaryota, Fungi, Basidiomycota, Agaricomycetes, Polyporales, Fibroporiaceae. The transcript is spliced from 13 exons.